GCUGCCCUGCCUUCUCUUGUCCUGCCCUGGCGGCGCCGGCCGGGCAGCGCAGUCGAGCGCGGGGCAGCGGAGCGGCAUGGCGGCGGGGCUGAGGUUUGACGGGCGGGUGGUGCUGGUGACCGGCGCCGGAGGAGGACUGGGCAGAGCAUAUGCUCUGGCUUUUGCCGAAAGAGGAGCUUCAGUAGUUGUGAACGAUCUUGGAGGUGAUUUCAAGGGAUAUGGCAAGAGCUCCUCAGCUGCAGACAAAGUUGUCAAUGAAAUCAGAGCAAAAGGAGGGAAAGCAGUGCCUAAUUAUGAUUCUGUGGAAGAUGGUGAAAAGCUUGUCAAGACAGCACUUGAGGCUUUUGGGAGGAUAGAUAUUGUUGUAAACAAUGCUGGGAUCCUAAGAGACCGUUCAUUUGUUCGGAUAAGUGAUGACGAUUGGGAUAUAAUUCAUAGAAUUCAUUUGAGGGGAUCGUUCCUGGUCACCCGAGCUGCAUGGGAUCAUAUGAAAAAUCAGAAAUUUGGCAGAAUAAUUAUGACUUCCUCAGCUGCUGGAAUAUACGGGAAUUUUGGUCAGGCAAACUACAGUGCUGCAAAACUUGGCCUUUUGGGUCUUUCAAACACAAUUGCAAUUGAAGGCCGGAAAUACAACAUCCACUGCAACACAAUUGCUCCUACUGCUGGAUCCAGACUGACCCAGACUGUCAUGCCACAAGAUCUGAUUGAUGCUUUCAAACCGGAGUAUGUUGCUCCUUUGGUUGUUUGGCUUUGCCACGAGAGCUGUGCGGAGAACGGCAGUCUGUUUGAGGUGGGAGCUGGAUGGAUUGGAAAAUUACGCUGGGAGCGAUCCUUGGGUGCUAUCGUCAGAGGAAAGAAUCAGCCAAUGACGCCUGAAGCAGUGAGAGAUAAAUGGGAGAAAGUCUGUGACUUUGAUAAUGCCAGCAAACCCAGAAGUAUCCAAGAGUCCAUAAGCGUACUGAAUGAUGCUCUAAGUCAGAUAGAGUCUCAAGGCAAUGUUUCUAUGAAUUCAACAAGCUCUGGAUCAGUGCUCUCUUCAUCUGUUGACACGGCAAGCAUUGUUGGCCGGGAAUUGGCUACCAACGUGUAUAAAUAUACUCACUUAGAGCCUAUUCUAUAUGCCCUUGGUGUGGGAAUGUCAACUAAGGAUCCAGAUCACCUAAAAUUUCUCUUUGAAGGAAGUGAAGAGUUCUGCUGUUUACCUAGCUUUGGAGUAAUUCCUGCUCAGACUUCGAUGUUUGAUGGUGUUCCUUCUAUUCCAGGACUAAAUAUUGAUCUCGCGAAGAUGCUACAUGGGGAGCAAUACCUGGAACUAUAUAAGCCACUGCCAACUUCAGGAGAGUUAACUUCAGUUUCAACCAUUGCUGAUGUUCUUGACAAAGGAUCAGGAGCAGUCUUGCUUAUAGAUGUGAAUACCUACUGUGGAAAGGACCUAGUGUGUUAUAAUCAGUUCUCUCUGUUUUUUGUUGGAGCUGGAGGAUUUGGGGGAAAACGAACAUCAGAAAAGGCCAAGGUAACAGGGAAUCCACCCAAGAGACCCCCUGAUGCUGUAAUUUCUGAUGUCACAACAGCUGAUCAGGCUGCCUUGUAUCGCCUGAGUGGGGAUUGGAAUCCUUUACAUGUUGAUCCAACUUUUGCUGCUCUUGGAGGAUUUAAGAAGCCUAUACUUCAUGGACUAUGCUCUUUUGGGUUUGCUGCUAGAAACGUUUUGAAGCAGUUUGCAAAUAAUGAUGUGAACAGAUUCAAGGCGAUCAAGGUUCGCUUUGCAAAACCAGUCUUUCCGGGACAAACUUUACAAACAGAAAUGUGGAAGGAGGGAAAUAGAAUCCAUUUUCAAACUAAGGUCAAAGAGACUGGAGAAGUGGCUAUUGCAGGGGGCUAUGUGGAUAUAGUACCAGCCUUGGAUAAGCCUUCUGCUCGGGAGCCUGUGAAGACUGCAGGCCUGCAGAGUGACCUUGUGUUUGAAGAAAUUGGUCGUCGUGUAAAAACACUUGGAAAUGAAUUGGUAAAGAAAGUAAAUGCCGUAUUCCAAUGGGACAUCACUAAAGAUGGAAAAACAGCAAUGCAGUGGACAAUUGACUUAAAGAAUGGCUCUGGAUCAGUGUAUCAAGGACCCGCAAGAAAUUCUGCUGAUACCACCUUCACUCUCUCGGAUGAGGAUUUCAUGGAUGUGGUACAACAAAAGACCAACCCCCAGAAGGCAUUCUUUUCUGGUAAAUUAAAAGUGAAGGGGAACAUCAUGCUGAGCCAGAAAUUGGAAAUGAUCCUGAAAGAUUAUGCCAAACUCUGAACUGCUUGAUCAGGUACCACAGCAGCGAAGAACUUCAGAAGACAGAAGCUUCAAUUAGUUCAGAAUCAACGACUGAAACAUUUGCAGGCUACUUAAAAUCAGUGUACUGAUUCAUUAUACUGCUAAUAAGCAAGCUGUUUUAAUUGCUGUAGGCAGAAAAUUAUGAAAUGAAUGUAACUGUUAAUAUUGUCCCUCUCUUUUUUUCUCAGCAAUGGUAGAGAAUCAUACUUUUCUCAUUGCACGCCUUUAUCUAAAUAAAAAUGUAUGUAGUUCUUACAAAGAUGCAUAUAUUUCUAUUUUAAUUCUGAAGAAAAUUAAACCAAUACAACUCUUUGAUAUGUC
Molecule: messenger RNA, 2632 nt
Organism: Chroicocephalus ridibundus (black-headed gull)
Lineage: Eukaryota; Metazoa; Chordata; Aves; Charadriiformes; Laridae
Gene: HSD17B4
Product: hydroxysteroid 17-beta dehydrogenase 4
Exons: 24
Coding region: 77-2290 (737 amino acids)
Molecular function (GO): oxidoreductase activity
Source: RefSeq, a predicted model, not a curated record